This is a messenger RNA of Phanerochaete carnosa HHB-10118-sp, 1235 nucleotides long. RefSeq lists its product as uncharacterized. NCBI's taxonomy places the organism in Eukaryota, Fungi, Basidiomycota, Agaricomycetes, Polyporales, Phanerochaetaceae. The transcript is spliced from 11 exons. Gene Ontology annotation, biological process: proteolysis. Gene Ontology annotation, molecular function: aspartic-type endopeptidase activity. Bases 1 to 1203 code for a protein of 400 amino acids. The record is from RefSeq and is a predicted model, not a curated record.
AUGCUACCUGAGCUUGGUAGUGCUCCGAAGCAUCGGGUAGCAUUGGUAGAAUGCCUCGCUCUCGCGCUCACCGUCGCGGCCAGCCCGGUCGUGACCGUCCGCGACGGUCUGGUCACCCUUCCGUUCGCGAAACGUGUGAACUUCACUGGAUCGGCUUCGCUGCUUAGCCGUGACCGGGAUCGCGUGCACUACCUGAAGCAGCUCGCGAAGACGAGGACCACCAGCAAGCCUUCCACAGACGCAGAAGAUGCCGUUGUCAGCAUUUCGGCUGAAAAUCAGGCCGUGAGCUACGUCGUGAAUGCUGGUGUUGGAAGCCCACCAACCACUUACUCGCUUUUGGUCGAUACCGGAAGCUCUAACACAUGGGUCGGCGCCGGCAGGGCCUAUGUCCGGACUUCCAGCUCCGUUAAGACAGGUGAUAGUGUGUCUGCUGAAUAUGGCACGGGCAGCUUCUCUGGUACAGAGUUCACGGAUACUGUUACUUUGGCCCCAGGCCUGGUCAUCACCAACCAAUUUAUCGGUGUUGCUAGUACCUCGUCAGGCUUCGAAGGCAUUGACGUCACCAACAAUCUCUUCUCGCAAGAGUCCAUCCCUCAGAAUCUUGUUGUGGUCUCCUUUGAGCCAGCGACAUUGGACGGCAUUACUAACGGCGAGCUCACAUUUGGGGGCACCGAUUCAAGCAAGUAUACUGGCUCCAUCCACUCCACUCCUCUCACCACCACAUCUCCUGCAUCGUACUACUGGGGUAUAGACGAGAGCAUCACCUAUGGUGCAUUGGGGACUAGUAUCCUCACUAAGACUGCCGGCAUCGUCGACACCGGAACCACGCUCGUUCUGAUCGCUUCGGAUGCCUUCAGCCGCUACCAGAAGGCAACGGGCGCUGUGAUGAACGAGAAUACCGGUCUUCUCCGCCUCACCAAAGCUCAGCUCGCAAACCUGCAGAGUUUGUUCUUCAGAAUCGACGGUGCGACGUAUGAGUUUACUGCGAACGCUCAACUAUGGCCGAGGGCGCUGAACGCGGAGAUUGGCGGCGACGACAAUAGCAUUUACCUCGCUGUCAGCAACCUCGGCACACCAACAGGCGAGGGCCUCGACUUCAUCAAUGGUCAGGCCUGGCUGGAGCGGUUCUACUCGGUCUACGAUACUGGAAACCAGCGAAUGGGAUUCGCUACGACUCCCUUCACUUACGCGACGACGAACUGAGCGCAUGCUUGUGAGGCGUAACACGACUUACG